This is a messenger RNA of Pipra filicauda (Wire-tailed manakin), 684 nucleotides long. It is a transcript of the gene IQCM, whose product is annotated as IQ motif containing M. The transcript has 5 exons. The record is from RefSeq and is a predicted model, not a curated record. Lineage: Eukaryota; Metazoa; Chordata; Aves; Passeriformes; Pipridae.
AUGAGACGAGCAUGGAACGCUACUUCCAUGGAAGGAGCGAAAGGAAGGACUAAGUGUAAUCAGCAGGCAUUGCUGAGAAACUACAUACCAGGUGACAAACACCUUGACCUUCAAACCCAGAAGAAAAAUAUCACUCAGCUGGAAGUCUUUGAAGCCUCUCGAGAUAGUAGAAAGCAUCCUAGCAUUAGAGAAGUGCUUAAAGCUGUCAUUUGCAUUCUAAGAUACAUGAGAAGGUGGUUCGAACACAGGGCAUUCAAGAUAGUAAAGAUUAACUCUACAAGUCAUGGACCAUCCCUACCAGCAGCUGGAAGGUACUACUCUAAGAUAACCUGCAUUAGGUGUCAAACUGGUGUUUUGGAUCUCUCUCCACCAAUUUGGUAUUUUGAAUUAGAGCAGUGGAUAGACAAGAAAAAAUUUUAUGAAACAAUGUUUUCCCAGCGAGAAGUUGACAAAAAGAUGGAGAGAAAUGAUCUGUUUGAAUUUUUGAGAUAGUCUUCAACUGCUGCUGUAAGAAGCAUCAAAAAGCAUCGAGCAUUUGAAAUGGCUUUCACAUUAUUUCCUUUUCUUGCUGCAAAGCUUAAGAACCUGAUUACAGUGCUGCUACCAUGGGUGCAUCAUUUCAUGGAUGAAAAAGAUGGAUCCAAGAUAUUAAGUAAAAUUUUCAACUCCUCAGAAGGAUAUUAA